AUGGGCGAGCAUAAUCUCCUUAAUCCAGGGUUUGUGGGACCUUUGGUAAAUAUCCACACUGGGGACACUUUUUAUUUCCCGAAUUUUAGAGCCUCAGGAGGACAACUGGCGGGGCUACCAUCUCUCUCCUACCCGAGAAGGGACAAUGUAUGCUCCCUCCCGUGGAACCCAUCGGAGCCGUGCAAUGGAUAUUCUCAAUCCUAUUUUAGCAGCCCCGUCUCUAUUAACCCUUCUUUUAACCGAUCGUGUGAAAUUUCUCGGCCGGAGGAAGGUAAAUGCUACUAUAGCAAUAGCGGAGGAAACAGGGACCCAUGCUCAGGUGGCAGCAGCAACCUCAAACGAGAGGAUAGGGCGAGAGACACAUCAUCCCUAACAUCUGAUCACGGGAUGCACAGUGGAAUGAGCAGUAGUGGGGCUUUUACCAAGUAUGAUUAUGGGACCGAGCAACACACACAAGAUCCGCCAUCCUGCCAGUCUCUGGAAUCCGACUCUAGUUCUUCGCUGCUCAAUGAGGGGAGCAAGCCUUCAUCUAGCGACUCACAGACCCUGGUGUCUCCGGGAAACCACUCCAGCAACAUUUCUGCAGGCGGAGGUGCCCCGUGGUACCCGAUGCACACGCGGACCCGAAAGAAACGCAAACCGUAUUCCAAACUCCAACUGGCGGAGCUAGAGGGCGAAUUCAUGCUCAAUGAGUUCAUCACCAGGCAGCGGCGGAGGGAGCUUUCCGACCGUCUAAACCUCAGCGACCAACAGGUUAAAAUAUGGUUCCAGAACCGGCGCAUGAAGAAGAAGAGACUCAUGCUAAGGGAGCAAGCAUUGGCCUACUUUUAGGGAUGUUACAAAAGGGUAAUCAAUUGGCAGGCAUAGGCUAGGGCCUGUUGGUCUCCAAGUAGUCUUAAAAUGCAUGCGAUCUUCUGCCCCUCCGAUGAAAGCAGCCUGAAUUAGACGUCCGUCAAGUUUAGAAAAA
Messenger RNA from Hypomesus transpacificus, 967 nucleotides. RefSeq names its product homeobox C12a (gene hoxc12a). Gene Ontology annotation, molecular function: DNA-binding transcription factor activity, RNA polymerase II-specific; sequence-specific double-stranded DNA binding. Bases 1 to 831 code for a protein of 276 amino acids. Gene Ontology annotation, biological process: regulation of DNA-templated transcription. The transcript has 2 exons. The record is from RefSeq and is a predicted model, not a curated record. NCBI's taxonomy places the organism in Eukaryota, Metazoa, Chordata, Actinopteri, Osmeriformes, Osmeridae.